AUGGACUAUUUUACUAUUAAACAAUCUUACUACGCUGGUGAUUAUCCUCAAGUUCUGAAAGAAAUUGAAGGAAUUGAAAACCCUGAAAAUGAUGACACGUUAUCUUUUUACAAACUAAAGUCUCAAUUGGUUCUAAACAAAUACACAGAAGAUGAAUCUAGCUUAUUAGGAGCUACUUUUGCUCUUUAUAGUGAUUUUUUGACUUCUAGAGAUAUUAAGAAGUUAGAAAAUUCCGUAUCUGUGGAAACUUCAGGCCUAUAUGAACUGAAUCUAUUAGCAUGUGCUCAAGCUAUACUAGGUGAUUACGAAGAAAGUUUGGCUACAUGUUUUAAAGGGAUUGAACGAGAUGAUUCAAUAGGUAAUGUUGAAUUGAUUCUUUUGGCUGUCCAAGUUGCCUUAUUGAAUGAUCAACCAUCCAUGGCCUCAUCAGCUCUUGAAAAUUAUGUCAGUGCUAAUCAAGAUGCAAUUACGAGUGACGUUGAGUUGAUAAUUAAUUUAGCUGAAGCAUAUAUUAAAUUCUACACCACUAAGGAUGUUGCAAGUUCAAAUUUCUAUUAUUUCGAAGAAUUGGCACAAACUUUCCCAACCUGGAAAACUCAAUUGGGAUUAUUAAACUCUCAUUUACAACAAAGAAAUAUUGAAGAAGCUGAAGAUAUUGUUCGUUUACUUGAAUCUGACUUUUAUUGUGCUCAAGCAGAUAUUUGUGCAUCAUAUAAGGAACAUUUGCUUGCCAACAAAAUCACCCUUUCGAUUAUGCAAGGUAAAGAUAAUACUAACGAAUUAAGAGCUGAGUUAGCUAAGGUUAAUCCAAAACAUACCUUCGUUAAAUCUAAUGAUGCGUUGAAUGCCAAAUUUAAUGACUUGGUUAUCAAGUACAGCUCAAACUAA
Molecule: messenger RNA, 888 nt
Organism: Naumovozyma dairenensis CBS 421
Lineage: Eukaryota; Fungi; Ascomycota; Saccharomycetes; Saccharomycetales; Saccharomycetaceae
Gene: SEC28
Product: coatomer subunit epsilon
Exons: 1
Coding region: 1-888 (295 amino acids)
Biological process (GO): intra-Golgi vesicle-mediated transport; endoplasmic reticulum to Golgi vesicle-mediated transport; retrograde vesicle-mediated transport, Golgi to endoplasmic reticulum
Cellular component (GO): COPI vesicle coat
Molecular function (GO): protein binding; structural molecule activity
Source: RefSeq, a predicted model, not a curated record